Nanorana parkeri is the source of this 872-nucleotide messenger RNA. Its product is annotated as nicotinamide N-methyltransferase-like. NCBI's taxonomy places the organism in Eukaryota, Metazoa, Chordata, Amphibia, Anura, Dicroglossidae. The coding region runs from base 53 to 850 and encodes 265 amino acids. Gene Ontology annotation, molecular function: N-methyltransferase activity. The transcript is spliced from 3 exons. Gene Ontology annotation, cellular component: cytosol. The record is from RefSeq and is a predicted model, not a curated record.
CAACAAAUCCGGUCUUUGCCUUCCAGAGCUUGCAGUCUCCCCGUCUCAUAGGAUGGAUUUUACCGGUGGGGAUAUAUAUCUGUCCAGCUUUGACCCCAAGGCGUAUCUGACUUCCUUCUACUCUGCUGGAUCCGAAAGAGAUAACAUAGUCAAGUUUAGACUACAAAAACUUCACGAAACAUUCGGACCAGGAGGGAUCAGUGGAGACGUCCUGAUUGACAUCGGCUCCGGGCCCAGCAUCUACCAAUUCCUGUCUGCCUGUGAAUCUUUUCCUCACAUCAUCGCCACGGAUUUCACCGACCAGAACCGGCAGGAGCUGGAGAAGUGGCUGCACAAUGACCCGGAGGCGUUUGAUUGGUCGAAAAUUGUGAAGACCGCCUGUGAGAUCGAAGGGAAGAGCAGAGACAAGUGGGAAGAGAAGCAGGACAAGCUGAGAUCCAGAUUACGGAAGGUUCUGAAGUGUGAUGUGACGGAGAGUAAUCCCCUGGGUCCUGUAGAAGUCCCCCCUGCCGACUGCCUGACAACCUCCUUCUGCCUGGAGACGGCCUGCAAAGACCUGGAGGCGUAUCGCCGCGCUAUUCACAAUAUCACAAAACUGCUGAGACCCGGAGGACACCUGGUGGUCCUGGGGUCCCUGGGGAACACCUACUACACAGUGCAGGGGAAGAACUUCUCCUGUCUUCCUCUGGAUGAAGAUGAUGUGAAAGGAGCCGUCACCCAGGCUGGAUACACAAUACAAAGCGCGGAGGUGUUCCAGAUCUCCGAUAGAAUGGCUCAGCUCCAGACUGCCGACAGCGUGGCCAACAUUGUUCUUGUGGCCAAAAAAGAGGCAGAAAAUGUAACCGGCUGAUAAUAUGAAAUGUAACAAAGUG